GGACAAUACCGUCUCAUAAUUUGAAUUUUAAAGAAACAGCUUUGAAACAGACACUGACAGCUCCUUCUCCGUCCCCAGUGUACUCACUCUCUCUAGUGUUAAGCCUUCCUCUCAAUCUCCGUCCAUUCUCACUCUUCUUCUCCCACUCACAGAAAAUCUCAACUCUCUCUCUCUCUCUCUCCCUCUCUCUCUAGCGUUUUAGUGAGGAGAGAACUGAACAAUGGCUGGAUAUGUAGGUGUGCUGGUAUCGGAUCCAUGGCUGCAAAAUCAGUUCACUCAGGUGGAGCUUCGGAGUUUAAAAUCUCACUUUAACACGAUGAAGAAAGAGAACGGAGGUCUGACGCUCGCCGACUUGCCUUCACAAAUGGCGAAACUGAAACACGUCGGAGAGAAUCUUACGGAGCAAGACAGAGAGUUGUUUCUCAGAGAUUCCUAUAAAUGUUUGGAUGAAAACGUUGAUUUCGAACUAUUUCUUCGGGUUUAUUUGAAACUCCAAGCACAUGCCACAGCAAGAAUGGGAAAUAGCGCCAAGAAUUCAUCAGCUUUCCUAACGUCUCCAACUUCUACGCUACUCCACACAAUUAGUGAAUCCGAGAAGGCAUCAUAUGUUGCCCAUAUUAACAACUAUCUUGCAGAAGAUGAAUUUUUGAAAAAAUUCCUUCCUAUUGAUCCUUCUACUAACGACCUCUUUGAGGUUGCCAAGGAUGGAGUUCUUAUCUGCAAGCUUAUCAAUGUGGCCGUACCUGGAACAAUUGAUGAGCGAGCAAUAAAUAUGAAGAGAAUGCUUAAUCCAUGGGAAAGGAAUGAAAAUCAUACAUUGUGCCUAAACUCUGCCAAGGCAAUUGGAUGUACUGUGGUCAAUAUUGGGACUCAAGACUUCAUCGAAGGGAGGAGGCAUCUUGUUCUUGGAGUAAUAUCCCAAAUUAUUAAAAUUCAACUAUUGGCAGACCUCAAUCUAAAGAAAACACCUCAAUUGGUCGAGUUAGUUGACGAUAGCCAGGAAGUAGAGGAGCUGAUGAGCCUUCCUCCAGAAAAGAUCCUGCUUAGAUGGAUGAAUUUUCAAUUGAAGAAAUCUGGAUACAAGAAAAUUGUGACAAACUUCUCUUCUGACAUAAAGGAUGGAGAAGCUUAUGCUCACCUCCUAAAUGUACUAGCCCCUGAGUAUACCAAUCCUUCAAUGCUCACGGUGAGAGACCCUUUAGGAAGAGCAAAAUUGGUUCUGGAUCAUGCAGAUAGGAUGGGCUGCAAAAGAUAUUUAACGGCGAAAGAUAUUGUGGAAGGUUCUCCAAAUCUUAACCUUGCAUUUGUGGCACAUAUCUUUCAGCAUAGGAAUGGUCUUUCAACCCAAACAAAGCAGAUAUCCUUUGUUGAGAUAUCACCAGAUGAAGCUCAGAUGUCCAGGGAAGAAAGAUCAUUUCGCUUUUGGAUCAAUAGUCUUGGAAAUUCAUCAUACAUAGACAAUGUUUUCGAAGAUCUGAGAGAUGGAUGGGUGCUUUUGGAGACACUUGACAAGGUCUCCCCAGGAAUUGUUAAUUGGAAAAUUGCCACUAAACCUCCAAUUAAGAUGCCUUUUAGAAAAGUAGAAAACUGCAACCAGGUAGUCAAGAUUGGCAAACAAUUGAAGUUUUCCUUAGUAAAUAUUGCUGGAAAUGACGUUGUGCAGGGAAACAAGAAGUUAAUAUUGGCUUACUUGUGGCAGUUAAUGAGAUGUAACAUGCUUCAGCUCUUAAAGAAUUUGAGAUUUCACUCCCAUGGGAAGGAAAUCACCGACGCCCACAUUUUAGAGUGGGCUAACAGCAAAGUAAGAAACUCGGGAAGCCAAAGUCAUAUGGCAAGUUUUAAGGAUAAGAGUUUGUCAACUGGAAUCUUUUUCCUUGAACUGCUAAGUUCUGUUCACCCUCGAGCUGUUAACUGGAGUCUUGUUACAAAAGGGGAAACUGAUGAGGAGAAGAAAAUGAACGCGACCUACAUAAUCACUAUCGCGAGAAAACUCGGAUGUUCAAUAUUUUUGUUACCUGAAGAUUUAAUUGAGGUAAAUCAAAAGAUGAUCCUUACGCUGACAGCAAGUAUAAUGUAUUGGCACUUGAAACAACCAUUGGAGGACCAAACUUUUGCAUCAUCAGAUAGUGAUAGUAGCUCGGUGGACACAGCCUCAACCUCAACGUUGGACGAUACAGCUUCUGAGUCUUCAGCGGAUGAUAUUAGUAAUACAUAACUCGGUGAUUUUUCCAGAUAUUUCAUGGUGCUGAAUUUUCUUUUAUUGAAAAUUUUCCAAAGAUUUAUAGUGUUAUCGCUUUAUAUAAAUCACUUAUUCUGAAAGCAAUUUUCCAAAAAAGAAUCACAUAAUGUGGAUAUUGUAAGUAAGUUGUAAUUGUAUUUUUGGACAAGAAGGCAUUGUAAUAAUGUAAUGUAGGUUGUCUUCACCUCCCUUCUAAUUACAUGUUAUGUAAGUUUUGCUUAGAACUAAGGACCGAACUAGCUGUUGCAUAUAUGUUAAAGCAAGUGAUUUAU
Molecule: messenger RNA, 2511 nt
Organism: Nicotiana attenuata
Lineage: Eukaryota; Viridiplantae; Streptophyta; Magnoliopsida; Solanales; Solanaceae
Product: fimbrin-2-like
Exons: 14
Coding region: 221-2215 (664 amino acids)
Biological process (GO): actin filament network formation; actin filament bundle assembly
Cellular component (GO): cytoplasm; actin filament bundle; actin filament
Molecular function (GO): actin filament binding
Source: RefSeq, a predicted model, not a curated record